Messenger RNA from Gallus gallus (chicken), 2446 nucleotides. It is a transcript of the gene BTBD19, whose product is annotated as BTB domain containing 19. NCBI's taxonomy places the organism in Eukaryota, Metazoa, Chordata, Aves, Galliformes, Phasianidae. The record is from RefSeq and is a predicted model, not a curated record. Gene Ontology annotation, molecular function: protein binding. The transcript has 11 exons. The coding region runs from base 584 to 1615 and encodes 343 amino acids.
AUCCUCGCUCUGCUCCCUACAUGCCCCACCAUUAAAUCUACACAGUGAAGGCCAGGCCUAGUGCAAAGUUAUUUAUUUGCACUAGCCCUGUAGGGCUGCAGGUGGAGCACAAGUUGGGGGAGGUGACCUCUACUCAAAGUAAACCCCAUGCACUGUGGCAACAGCAAAGAGUGAGGCAUUGCAGAAAGAGGCAGAGGCGAAGCUAUCGCUUUCAGGGUCCCAGAGUGCCCGGCUGGCAACCAGCAUGCUCUGCUGGCCCUGCUGGCCCAGCAGCACAUGGCACACCAGCUUGUAGCGGGGUGGCACCACCUCCUUUGCCCGGCUCCGCAGCAGCUCAGCCAGGCUCUGCACCAGCACCGUGCUGCCCUGGGGGCUGUAGGCUGUGCCUCCCAACACCCCUGCCAGGGCUCCCUCCAGCACCCGCUGCACCCGCCCUGCGUUGAACCUGCAGCCUUCCUCCGGCCUCAUCCUGUAGGUGUUUUCCAGCUCGCUGCCAGCUGCAGCCUGGACUGCAGCCAGACUGGGGACACAUUGCCCCGCAGCAUUGCCUUCUCUUCUUGGACACCCCAAAAACCACCUUGUGAUGGAGAAAAGCUGCGUGAACCCCGCUGUCAGCUGCAUGAAGAUCUAUUUGGGGAAAGUGGAGACGGCCUUUGUGUAUCUAUCUGUUGGCGGAGGUAUUUAUAGCUUGCUGCUGGCUCGCGCUGCCAAGCACGCCGGCAGCUGGACUCAGCUCCUUUCCUUCUGCCUGCAUUCACCGCUUUCCUACGCAGACCCACGGGCUGCAGAGCACGCUCAAGGUGAUGUGACGUUCGUGGUGGGCCGGGAGCAGCAGCAGGUGUUUGCACAUCGCUGUGUGCUGGCGUGCCGCUGCCAGGCGUUCCGGGGGAUGCUGACGAGCAAUGAGGACCCCCUCAGCAGUGUCCCACCCCAGGGACCCUUCAUCCUGGGCAAUGUACAGCCAGAAGUCUUCCUAGCUGUCAUUGAGUUCCUCUACACUAACAGCGUCACCCUCAACAGCCACACUGUGCUGGAGGUGCUGACCUCAUCGGUGGAGUACGGCCUGCAGGACCUGUGCAAGCUCUGUGUGGAGUUCAUUAAGGACACGCUGAGUGUGGAGCAGGUCUGCGAGGCCCUGCAGGCUGCAGUGACCUACGGGCAGGCAGAUCUCCAGCAGCACUGCCUGGCGUUCAUUGAGAGCUACACCAUGGCAGUGGUGCGGACACGGGGCUUCCACGAGCUGUCUGACACGGUGCUGGCACGGGUGCUGCGCAGCGACCACCUGGCUGCAGAUGAGCUGGACCUGGUGCAAGCCGUGCGGGAGUGGGCGCACGUCAGCUCGGCUGUCCUGGAGCGCCCGGUACCCGAGGUGGCCACUCUGCCCGUGCAGGAGCUGCGCCUGCCCUUGCUGGCACCCAGCGAGCUGGCAACGCUGGAGAGCCAAAACCAGCGCGACCUGCUCAUCCCAGUGGAUAGCAUUGCGGCAGCCUGGCGGUCCCACGCGCUGCGGCAUGGAAGCGGGGUGCCCUCCCACCUCUGUCGGCCCCGGCACGGCACACGGCCCCGCAACCACCACCGCCACUUGGACCCACACAGCAAAUUCGGAGCAGGAUAGGAGGAUCGUCCUGGUGCGGGGCUCGGGCAGCCCAAGGAUGGGGUGGGGGCACAGGAUGAGCCCCCAUUGAACCUUAUCCCAGCCGCAUCCUAUCCUUCCCUGGGGCAGUGCUGCCCUCCGCUGGCAGCAGGGCUGUGCUACAGGAGCGCACCAGGGCCCCCGCAUGGCGGAGAUGGAGAAGGGGCUCAGCAGGGCAUGAGGCAGCGCCCGGCCCCACGUCCAGCACUGCCUGGGCUGCGAAAUCCCCACCACCACCACCGCCCCGCUUUGCACAGCCCAUUGCGCACACAGCUGUGUACAUCUCAUCCCACCCCCCCGAGCUGUGCCCCCCAGGAGGCAGGGUCAGACGCAGCGCAUAAUUUAUAUAUAAUAUAUAUAUUUACUCUUUAAAAAUAAACCUUCAGUCCCCACUACCGCCUGUACAAACUACAAAAAUAAACCUUUGCUCUCUUUGAUAUAAAUAACUUAGAUGGCGUGGUUGGGGGGGGGGGGGCUGCCCACCGUGCCCACGCCUGGCACGGGGACGAGGACCCCAGGGCCACCCCAGCACAGCGGCAGUGUCAGGGGGCCAGGGCAGUGGGCACAGCAACACCGCUGGAGUUAAAGUGCUGGGUAACGGCGCGGACGGUGCCCGGGAUGGGGAUGGGGGUUGGCGGGGGGAGACGGCCCCAUUGCAUGGGCACGGGGCAAGAAAGUUGCUUUCCCAGCUGGAUGAGGCCGGUGGCAGUGUGGGUGCCCUACACCGGGCAGAGCUGUGAUGGUGGGACAUCGCAGGGGCUUGGCACAGCGAGGAGCACCCCAAGGACCCCUCCCCCCCCCCCCCCCCCCCCC